AUGGUUCUCGCAGUCGAUCUUUUGAACCCUACUCCUCAGGCUGAGGCCCGCAAGCACAAGCUCAAGACUCUUGUCCCCGCUCCUCGAUCAUUCUUCAUGGAUGUCAAGUGCCCUGGAUGCUUCACAAUCACCACCGUCUUCUCGCACGCACAGACCGUCGUCAUCUGCGCAGGCUGCUCGACUGUUCUCUGCCAGCCCACCGGUGGCAAAGCCAGACUCACAGAGGGCUGCUCUUUCCGAAGAAAGUAG
Messenger RNA from Exophiala bonariae, 249 nucleotides. RefSeq names its product 40S ribosomal protein S27 (gene CRP6). The record is from RefSeq and is a predicted model, not a curated record. Gene Ontology annotation, biological process: translation; ribosomal small subunit assembly. The transcript is spliced from 3 exons. The coding region runs from base 1 to 249 and encodes 82 amino acids. Lineage: Eukaryota; Fungi; Ascomycota; Eurotiomycetes; Chaetothyriales; Herpotrichiellaceae. Gene Ontology annotation, cellular component: cytosolic small ribosomal subunit; ribosome. Gene Ontology annotation, molecular function: RNA binding; structural constituent of ribosome.